CGCUCUUGGUCUCUUUCGCAGUCGCUGGACAGUCGCAUUGGCUGCUUUAUAAGGGCCCUCGGCACUGCUGCGAUUCAGCAUCCGCGCGUGAAGCCGACCAUCGCAUCGCCACCACAGGCUUACACCGGCUUAACACGAGAACAUUUACCCAUCGCCCAUCAUGGCGGACUUGAUUGACCCGACAGCAAAGGGCAACUAUCCCAUCAUUCUCGGCGAUGGCUUGCUGGGGAAGACGUCCAACGAGAUCUUUACAGGCAUUCGCUAUAACCACAAGCCGUCCUUCCCUGCGUCCGACGCACGAUUAAAGCCCUCUCUUCCCGGAAAGACGAGCUCCUACGACUUGAACUUUUCCAACUCGGACGGAACAGUCGGAUUUGCCGGAACGCGCUCGACCGACGAUGACGACUAUGUCUUGUGGUUCGACCCCGAGCGCAAGGCGUUUAUCCUUGACAAGGUCGACUCGACGUUUAACAUGAAUCUCACGCGUAUCCCUGGAAAUAGUAACCCGGAGGAACUACGGCGGCGAUACCCUCACUUGGAGAAUGGCCAAAAGGUGGGAGACAAGAAGAGCGCAGCAAGCAAGGACAAACUUAAAUCGACACCAAAGGCUGACGAGAAGAGCAUCACCGUCCAGACCAAGGAGAUGCAGAAAAAGUUUGACAAGAAGCACCUUGACAAGAAGUCUUCCGACAAGGUGUUCCUCGAGAAGAAACCCCUGGUAGAGAAGAAACCCGUCGACAAGAAACCGCUGCUCGACAAGAAGCCCGCCGUCGACAAGAAGCCGACGGAUAGAAAGCAGAUGGAGACAGAUAAGAAUACACCGGAGAAGAAUACGCCGGAGAAGAAAUCAGUAGACAAAAAGCCGACCGAGAAGAAAUCGUCAUUGGAGAAGAAGAUGUUUGAGAAGAAACAAUUAGGAAAGCCGCUUCCCAAAAAGAUCGACCUUAAGCUUCCCGUGCCGGAACCACCCAAGCCAUCAGAGUCCAAGCCUCGAAAGAAGAAGGACGAGGAUGAGGACGAGGAAGAUGAAGACGAUGAUGGUGAUCUUCUCAUUGAAUAUCCCGGUGCAGAGGCCCCGGCCAGACAGACUCAUUUCUCGCCGGCCUUCCCUGCCCCUCGGCGCUUCGAUGACUUCAUGGACCAGCGUGAAUCCGAAGUGGAGGAGGAAGAGGAAGAUGGUACGAUGGAUGAUGUCGACUUUAAGCUUCCCAGCCCGGUGAAAAAUGCUAGCCAGAGCCAGUCAGAGCCCAUGGACGUGGAUGAGGAGGAAGAGGGAGAAGAGGAUGGGGAUGCAGAAGCAGCAGGAGCCAACGACACUGCCGAUUUGGAAUACGACUUGGAACAAGAACUGGAAAAUGCUUUUGAAAAGUUGGAUAAUAACGAUCAAGACAACGGCUACUAUUACAGCAACAAUAAUGCCAACGAUGACGACGAAAGCGAAAUCAGCGAGGAAGAUUAGAGACGGCCUUGGCAGACCAGACCAAGAUGGCCGGCAUGUUUUCAGCUGAUGAAAGGGAAAAGAAAAAGGACAGGGAAUGCCUAUUAUUGCCAUGAUUUCCAAGUGGGAUUUGAGAUAUUGAUUUAUUGGGUUGGGUGGCGUUUAUUCGAAAUGGGCCAGCUAACG
Trichoderma harzianum CBS 226.95 is the source of this 1624-nucleotide messenger RNA. RefSeq lists its product as hypothetical. The transcript has 2 exons. The record is from RefSeq and is a predicted model, not a curated record. Bases 161 to 1459 code for a protein of 432 amino acids. NCBI's taxonomy places the organism in Eukaryota, Fungi, Ascomycota, Sordariomycetes, Hypocreales, Hypocreaceae.